Molecule: messenger RNA, 566 nt
Organism: Sorex araneus (European shrew)
Lineage: Eukaryota; Metazoa; Chordata; Mammalia; Eulipotyphla; Soricidae
Gene: C5H1orf162
Product: chromosome 5 C1orf162 homolog
Exons: 6
Coding region: 101-535 (144 amino acids)
Source: RefSeq, a predicted model, not a curated record
CAUCUCUGAACCAUAGGCAUAGUAGCAGAAGCAAAUGAGAAGUCCAGUUGUGGGCAACUGUAUCUGAUGAGCAGACUCUUUCUUAAAAGGAGAAGAUAGAAUGGGUGGAAUAGCUUCAAAAUCUAAAACCACUGUCGAGAAACACAGCACGCACUCCACAGUGGCUCCUGUAUCCCACCUCCCUGUGACCACUGCUCGGUGCUCCGAGGCCUGUCCAAUCCAAAGCAACCUAGAACAUUUGAUCUUAGCAUUUUUUGCUGGGGUUCUGCUGACGCUGCUACUCCUGGCUCUUGGCUUCCUCUUCUUGAAGAGCUACCGAAAAUGUCAUUCUCACUCCCAAGCCCUGGAACCUCAGCUAGAUCCCUACUCAGAAAUUCCAGCCAAGCCUUCAUCAUCCCAGGAGACACUCACCUAUGCCAAUAUGACUUUCAAAGUUUCAGAAAAAAAGAGCCCUCACUUGACUGCAAACCCUUCCUCAGAUUCCGUGGUCUAUUCUCAAGUUAAAGAGAAAAACUCACCGUUGCCUUUCCAGUGAGGCUGGAACCCAUUUCCUCUCCUCUGAAUUU